Tachyglossus aculeatus (Australian echidna) is the source of this 2185-nucleotide messenger RNA. It is a transcript of the gene MMP9, whose product is annotated as matrix metallopeptidase 9. Gene Ontology annotation, molecular function: zinc ion binding; metalloendopeptidase activity. Bases 1 to 2103 code for a protein of 700 amino acids. The transcript is spliced from 13 exons. The record is from RefSeq and is a predicted model, not a curated record. NCBI's taxonomy places the organism in Eukaryota, Metazoa, Chordata, Mammalia, Monotremata, Tachyglossidae. Gene Ontology annotation, cellular component: extracellular matrix. Gene Ontology annotation, biological process: collagen catabolic process; proteolysis; extracellular matrix organization.
AUGGCUCCCAGGCCCCGCCUGCCGCUGGCCCUGGCCUUGGUCCUGGCCUGCUGCUGCUGGCCAGGGGGCUUGGCGGCUCCCCGGGGGGGCCCCGGCCCCACCCUCGUCCUCUUCCCCGGGGACCAGAGCCGCAACCGCACCGACAGGGAACUGGCCGAGGAGUACCUGGUCCGCUUCGGCUACCGGCUGCCCGGGGAGAUGCAGGACGGAGGCCCGGGGCAGGCCAUGGGCCCGGCCCUGCGCCGCCUGCAGAAGCAGCUGGCCCUGCCCGAGACGGGCGAGCUGGACCCGGCCACUGUGGCCGCCAUCAAGGCCCCCCGCUGCGGCGUCCCCGACCUGGGCAACUUCCUCACCUUCGACGGCCAGCUCAAGUGGGACCACCAAAACAUUACCUAUCGGGUGCAGAACUACUCGCCGGACCUGACCCCGGAGGUGAUCGAAGAUGCCUUCGCCCGCGCCUUCGCCGUGUGGAGCGCCGUGACGCCCCUCACCUUCACCCGCCUCAGCCACGGACCGGCGGACAUCGUCAUCCAGUUCGGGACCAAAGAGCACGGGGACGGCUACCCGUUCGACGGGCCGGACGGGCUCCUGGCCCACGCCUUCCCGCCGGGCCCGGGCAUCCAGGGCGACGCGCACUUCGACGACGACGAGCACUGGACCCUGGGCAAGGGCGAAGUGGUGUACACCCGGUUCGGGACGGCGGAGGGGGCGGCCUGCCACUUCCCGUUCACGUUCUCGGGGCGGCGGUACGAGGCCUGCACGUCGGACGGACGCGAGGACGGGCUGCCCUGGUGUGCCACCACCCCCGACUACGACCAGGACGGCCUCUUCGGAUUCUGCCCCAGCGAGCUGGUCUACACCCUGGACGGGAACGCGGCCGGCAGCCCGUGCGUCUUCCCCUUCGUGUUCGAGGGCCGGUCCUACUCGUCCUGCACCACUGAUGGCCGCUCCGACGGCUACCGUUGGUGCGCCACCACCGACAGCUUCGACCGCGACCGCACCUACGGAUUCUGCCCCAACAGAGCCUCGGCCGUGACGGGGGGCAACUCUGCGGGGGAGCCGUGCGCCUUCCCCUUCACCUUCCUGGGCCGCAGCUUCGCCGCCUGCACGGCCGAGGGCCGCUCGGACGGGCGCCUCUGGUGCGCCACCACCCACGACUACGAUCGCCACAGAAAGUGGGGCUUCUGUCCCGACACAGGGUACAGCCUGUUCCUGGUGGCGGCGCACGAGUUCGGGCACGCGCUGGGGCUGGACCAUACCACCGUGCGGGAGGCGCUCAUGUUCCCCAUGUACAGCUACACCGAGGGGCCCCCCCUGCACGCCGACGACGUGGAAGGGAUCCAGUUCCUCUAUGGGCCACGAACGGAACCCGAUCCCCGGCCUCCCACAGCGCCCCCUACCGGCCGCCCCCCAGCGCCCCCCACCGACCGCCCCACAGCGCCCCCCGCCGGCCACCCCCCAGCUCCCCCUACCGGCCGCCCCACAGCGCCCCCUACCGGCCGCCCGGCGCCCCCGUCCCCCGCCGACGACGUCUGCUCGGUGUCCGUCUUCGACGCCCUGGCCGACAUCGGGGGGCGGCUGCACUUCUUCAAGGACGGACGGCUGUGGCGGGCGUCCCCGCGGGGCCGGGGCCCGGUGGAGGGCCCGUGGCUGCUGUCCGAUGUCUGGCCCGCUCUGCCCCCGAGGCUGGACGCCGCCUUCGAGGACCCGCUCACCAAAAACAUCUUCUUCUUCUCCGGUGGCCAGUACUGGGUGUACGCGGGCCGGACGGCGCUGGGCCCAUGGAGGCUGGAAAAACUGGGCCUGGGGUCCACCGUGCAGAGGGUCACGGGCCUAGUCCAGCGCAAAGCGGGCAAGGCGCUGCUGUUUAGCGGGGAGCAUUAUUGGAGGAUGGACAUCAAGUCGCAGUCGGUGAACCGGGGCGCCCCUCUGCCCGUCGAAGAGCUGUUUUCUGGGGUCCCCCUGGAAGCGCACAACGUCUUCCUCUACAAAGGAAAUAUCCAUUUCUGCCGCGACCAGUUCUACUGGCGAGUGACCCCGCGGGGCCAGGUGGAUCGAGUGGGUUACGUGACCUUUGACAUCGCGCAGUGUCCGGACCAGUAGGCGAGGGGACUCCGCGUUGGGGAUGUGAGAGACUCCCCUCGCUCCCCGCCGCCAUCAUUUCCAAUAAAAUCGGAUUCAUCAG